AUGGCUGGCCAAUUACCGAUUAAAUUUCAGGAGCAUUUGCAGCUUCAAAACAUUGGUAUCAAUGUCAGUAAUAUCGGUUUCAGUUCGUUGACAAUGGAAUCAGACAAAUUUAUUUGUGUUCGAGAAAAAGUAAAUGAUACUGCAUUUGUAAUCAUUAUUGAUAUGGCUGAUCCUCAAAAUCCAAUUAAACGUCCAAUAACAGCCGAUUCAGCAAUUAUGAACCCGGCUAGUAAAGUGAUUGCUCUAAAAGCUGGAAAAACUUUACAAAUAUUUAAUAUUGAAUUACGUAGUCGUAUGAAAACAUACAACAUGACAGAAGAUUGUAUUUUUUGGAAAUGGGUAUCUGUAAAUACAAUUGGUAUUGUAACAGAAACGUCUGUGUAUCACUGGACAAUGGAAGGCGAGAGUCAACCAGUGAAAAUGUUUGAUCGUCAUCAAAGUUUACAGGGUUGUCAAAUAAUUAAUUAUCGAACAGAUGAAGCAUUGCAAUGGUUGCUCGUUAUUGGGAUUCAAGCACAAGAUAGUCGAGUUGUUGGUAGAAUGCAGUUAUAUUCAGUUGAAAGAAAAGUCUCACAACCAAUUGAAGGUCAUGCUGCUGCGUUUACUCAAUUCAAAUUAGAAAAUAAUAAAAAACCAUCUACUUUAUUUUCGUUUGCCGUUCGUGGUCCAGCUGGAGGAAAGCUUCAUAUUAUUGAAGUUGGUUCACCUGCACCUGAUAAUCAACCAUUUCAAAAGAAAGCAAUCGAUGUUCAAUUUCCAGCUGAAGCACCAAAUGAUUUUCCUGUCGCAAUGCAAACGUCAUCAAAACAUGGUGUUAUAUUUCUCGUUACAAAAUAUGGAUAUGUACACAUAUUUGAUAUAGAAAGUGGCACAUUAAUCUAUAUGAAUCGAAUUAGUGCUGAUACAAUGUUUGUUACAGCAGCUUACGAACCAACAUCAGGAAUAAUUGCUGUUAAUCGAAAAGGACAAGUUUUAUCUGUUAGUAUUGACGAAGAAAAUUUAGUGUCAUUUAUUCAAAACUCAUUGAACAAUCAUGAAUUGGCGUACAAAUUAGCUGUUCGUUGCAAUUUACCAGGUGCUGAUCAGUUAUUUGUUGCAAGAUUUGCUCAGUUAUUUCAAAGUGGAAACUAUGGUGAAGCAGCAAAAGUAGCAGCAACAGCACCACGAGGUAUACUACGUACGCAACAAACAAUUCAACAAUUUCAAACAGUACCACCGCAACCAAAUCAACCGUCACCAUUGCUACAAUAUUUUAGCAUAUUGUUAGAAAAUAGUAAAUUAAAUCGUGAAGAAUCGAUCGAAUUAUGCAAACCAGUUGUUAUGCAAGGAAAAAAACAAUUGUUGGAAAAAUGGCUUAAAGAAGAUAAGCUUGAAUGUAGCGAACAACUUGGCGAUUUAGUUAAAACGAUCGAUCCAACACUGGCCUUGUCGGUCUAUUUACGUGCAAAUGUUCCUAUGAAAGUAAUUCAAUGUUUUGCUGAAACCGGACAAUACCAAAAAAUUAUAUUAUACGCGAAGAAAGUCAAUUUUCAACCAGAUUAUAUAUUUUUAUUGCGAAGUAUAAUGAGAAUUAAUCCCGAACAAGGUGUACAAUUUGCUCAGAUGCUUGUUCAAGAUGAUGAACCAUUGGCUGAUUUGACACAGGUGGUUGAUGUAUUUCUCGAACAAAAUCUUAUUCAACAAUGCACAGCCUUUUUAUUGGAUGCAUUAAAAAAUAAUCGUGAAGAUCAAGGACAUUUACAAACUCGUUUACUCGAGAUGAAUUUAAUGCAAGCACCACAAGUAGCUGACGCUAUUCUUGGUAAUAAUAUGUUUACACACUAUGAUCGACCACAAAUUGCACAGUUAUGUGAAAAAGCUGGAUUAUUACAACGUGCACUGGAACACUACACAGAUUUAUACGAUAUUAAACGUGCUGUUGUUCAUACACAUUUAUUGAAUCCAGAUUGGCUCGUCAAUUAUUUUGGACGUUUGUCUGUUGAUGAUUGUAUCGAGUGUUUGAAAGCAAUGUUACAAGCCAAUAUCAGACAAAAUUUACAAGUUGUAGUACAAAUAGCAACAAAAUAUCAUGAACAAUUGGGUACACAAAAACUGAUCGAAUUGUUUGAGUCAUUCAAAAGCUAUGAAGGUAAUUAG
Molecule: messenger RNA, 2136 nt
Organism: Didymodactylos carnosus
Lineage: Eukaryota; Metazoa; Rotifera; Eurotatoria; Philodinida; Philodinidae
Source: the annotation of a GenBank genome assembly